This is a messenger RNA of Phyllopteryx taeniolatus (common seadragon), 5892 nucleotides long. It is a transcript of the gene tmem150aa, whose product is annotated as transmembrane protein 150Aa. Bases 985 to 1860 code for a protein of 291 amino acids. The record is from RefSeq and is a predicted model, not a curated record. The transcript is spliced from 8 exons. Lineage: Eukaryota; Metazoa; Chordata; Actinopteri; Syngnathiformes; Syngnathidae. Gene Ontology annotation, biological process: protein localization to plasma membrane.
ACAAGCACACACACACACACAGACGGGAAAUGCCAAAUGUCAUCAAUGCAACAGACACAUCAGAUAUAAUUUUACACUGAUGAGAAUACUUCCAAUGUUCUAAUGUAUGUUUUGUGAUGAAAAAUUAUUAUUUGUUUUUUUUUCAGUUCUUUUUUUUUUUUUUUGUAUGUAUGUAUGUAUAGUAGUCUUUUUUUUUUUAUUGUUCCUGGAUAAUGCAGAGGUGGUCCUCCACAGUUUGGAGGGCCGGGCCACGGGAGUCAAUUUACAUUACAACACUAGCCAGCAUUUAUGCGAUUCUACGAAAUAAAAGCUUUAUCUCGCAUUUUUUUUAAUGCUAGGUAAGGACAUGUAUAGUUUCAGGUUGUGUUUACUGUAUAUCACGAAAGUGUUAUAUGCUGUAUGUCAGUAGGUGAAACAGUGUUGUGUUGUUUUGCUUCAUCGAUGUACACCAGCUACCGAAUACAAACUCAGCAAACUGCCACUUUCCCAGUGUUCCAAGUUGUUUUUAUUUUUAAUUUUUGUUCAUAACGCUCAUGUUGUGUGGAUUUACUCAUAGUGUGAUUACAUAUACAGUAGUUACGUACAGUGUGUUGUUUAUUUCCCGAGAUGACUUGGUCGAACAACAUGAACUUGUUCGACCCACGCCGAUGUCUUAUUUUGAAAAUGAGGAAACGGAAGCUAGUUUUGUGGUACACUUGAUUAGUUAAUGAAGAGCUAUUUUGUAAAGGGAAACCAAGGUUGUUGGUGUACGCUGAGGGUCUUGCAGGCAGGCGGCAGGUUGCAGGUUUCCGGGAGCAGAACCGCCGUGUCAUACCCCCUUCUGUCCUCUCGUAUCCCCCUUCCCCCCUCCCUGUAUUCCCCUGUGUGUGAGUGACCCCACAACCCCACCCGACCUAACCUGAUCACCCGUGUCGUGUCACCGCUCCGACUUGAAGCCGCCCUGUCACCCCAUGCUUGGGACAAAGCCAGCUCACUGCCAGCCCAAUGACUGCCUGGAUCAUCCUGCCGGUCAGCCUGUCUGUCUUCUCCAUCACAGGAAUAUGGAUAGUGUAUGCCAUGGCUGUAAUGAAUCACCAUGUUUGCCCUGUAGAGAACUGGUCCUACAAUGUAACGUGCACAGAGGAGCUGCUCCGACCAGGCUUUCCCAAGACCUGUUGCACCGUCCAGGACAUUCCCCUCAUCAGUAAAUGUGGUUCUUACCCCCCUGAAAGCUGCCUGUUUAGCCUCAUUGGCAAUGUUGGAGCCUUCAUGGUGGUGAUGGUGUGCCUUCUGCGCUACGCUCAGGUGAUAGAGCACAGCCACAGAUGUUGGAUCAACACCAGCGCUCUAGUGUCGGGCUGCACCAACGCAGUGGGUCUGGUCAUGGUGGGCAACUUCCAGGUUGACCACGCCAAAUCUCUUCACUAUGUCGGCGCCGGCGUGGCCUUUCCAGCGGGUCUGCUCUUUGUGUGCUUGCAGUGCGUGCUCACCUAUCGGGUGGCCGUCACCGCCCUUGACUACUGGAUGGCCCACUUCCGUGUGGCUCUGACACUCGGAGCCAUGGUGUCCCUCGUACUCAGUGGUAUCUUCUUUGUGCACGAGAGCUUCACGCUCCAGCACGCCGCAGCCAUCUGCGAGUGGGUCUUCACCGUGGACAUCCUGGUUUUCUAUGGCACCUUCACCUACGAGUUUGGGACGGUCACCGGCGAGACCAUGAUGGCCGGCCUGCAGCAGUGUCUCCGCCACGGCUCGGGGGUGAUCUUGGGCCCCAGGGCCUGUGAUUCGGCACUGAGCGGGGCCACGAAGGGUCUCAAGUCACCCGGGGGGAGCAGCACAUCCACGCAUCUCAACUGUACCCCUGAGAGUAUAGCCAUGUUGUAGCCCUGCACGGAGGAGCUCCAUGGACGCCUACCACAUGGAAAGAUGACUGAGUCAGCAUCCCAAGAGAGAGACUAGUUCGGUCUGUACGGCUGGAAUAACUCCACCGCCCCCCCCCAACAAGGUGCAAGUCAGCUGGAGCGGUGAGCAGCUUCAGCCUCAUGCAGUGUUCUUACAGGAAUCAUAUGAAAAGUCAAGCACAAAACAGUGGUACCUUGACUUACAAAUGAUUGAUAUACAUUAAUCCCUCGUUUAUCGAGGGGGUUAGGUUCAGGACCACCCCCACGGCAGGUGAAAUCUGCAAAGUAGCGCCCACAUAUAUAUUUGCUAUUAUUUAUAUAUUUUUGAAAAACCUCCCCACUCAUUAAUCUUCUCCACACUACCAUACUAUUAUAAACACUUUCUGUAUUCUUAAAGACCUUUUCAACUCUUAAACAGUAAUGUACAGUAGUACUGCACACGAUGUACUACUUAUUCCUUGUGAUGUGUUUUUUUUGUUUUUGUUUUUAUGUUUCAGGCUAGGAAGUGUUUCUUUUUUUUGUUCCACAAAAAGCAAUACACUCGAAACCUGCGAUAUGGCGAAUUACACGCUAUGAAUAUGGAAAGAAAAAUCCACACAGUGCGCUGAAUCUGCAAUAGGUCAACCGUGAUAUACUGUAGCGAGGGAACACUCUACGUGUAAAAUGAAUUACGAGCUGGGUACCACUGUACUAGGUUACACCGGGCCUAUUUUCCUGCAAUGUGCAACAACACACCCCUAAACAAUGUCCUCAAGUCCUCCAAAAUGGGGGAACAUGCAGCACAGCUAAGUCUCAAAUUGGUUUUGGUUUCAUUCAUUCAACAAAGAAAAUCGGACAAUUUGUUCUUAGUUAAAUCUGUCCCUUAACUAGCAAUUCAGUGCAUGACUUUUUGUAUGGCGUCUUGCUAAAUUCGACGGCAGAAAGGCUUUUGUAGUGAUGCUAUAGGAAUGUGUCAUGGUUGUUUGAUCAUUGAAUGUUUCCAAGAUAGUUUCUGAUUUGAUGUUUGAUGUUGUUCCUUGGUUUAGAGUUGAGUUGGUGUCGAGUAUUUAUUUAAAUUUUUUUAAAUGCACGCGUUUGUCGGUUAGCAGGAUGAGGCCAAACUUGGAGCAGCUUUUUUUCCAAAGCUGGUGGGAGGUUAAAUCUAGGACCAUGAACCCUUUUAGAUGAAAUGUACCUUUAAGGUAUGUAGAUCGUUAGGUAGAGAACUGGGCUGCCUUGAUUGAGGUUUUUUUUUAAUUUUUAUUUUACAUUUUGUUGGCUGCUGUGGCCUUGUUUAAAGUUUCCCACAUUAUGGAUUUCUGCACAGCUGGCACUUUUUAAAUGAGAAUAUUAAUUGUUUGUGUAGUACAGAGAGAAUCCUGAAUGUUGACGACGAUUAUCGCAUCAAGCUUCAAUUACGACAAAUCAGAGCAAGUCCAGAGUCAAGUUGGCUUGUAUUUUCUGAUCUGAAUUAUUUGAAUUUGAACCCUUUUCAAAUGUGAAGUGGGGGGAACACAAUUUAAAUUACCCUUUGUAAGCACUGCCUUAUACAAUGCAACUAAUAAUAAUAGAGAAUCCGUUGAGAGACAAUUCAAGAUCUACAGUAGGAGCGAAUGACCUCUUUGAAGUGUUUACGGCCCCCCGUGAAUCAAACAGGACUAUUUAAGCCAGUAACAUACCAGAAGAAGUCACAAAGUCUCAAUUACUGUACACAUCAACAUGCUAAUUUAGUUUCAAAACAUUGAAUAUUUCCAUCCGGUGUUGCUUUCAUUUUUACUGUAUCGAUGACAGAGAAGGGUUUCCCUUGAAUCACUUUCACUACUUGAAGGCCAUAAAUGCUGGAAUUGUCAUUUUGAAGUAUGUUCAUCUCGUCAAGGAAGGAUACAUUGAUGGAAAACGCUACUCAUUCAAUACGUUCAGGUACAACCCCAAUUCCAAUGAAAUUGGGACGUUGUGUUAAACAUAAAUAAAAACAGAAUACAAUGAUUUGCAAAUCAUGUUCGACCUAUAUAUAAUUGAAUACACUACAAAGACAAGAUAUUUAAUGUUCAAACUGAUAAACUGUAUUUAAUUUUAUGGCUGCAACACGUUCCAAAAAAGCUGGGACAGGUUCAUGUUUACCACUGUUACAUCAACUUUUCUUUUAACAUUCAAUAAACAUUUGGGAACUGAGGACACUAAUUGUUGAAGCUUCGUAGGUGGAAUUCUUUCCCAUUCUUGCUUGACGUACAGCUUCAGCUGUUCAACAGUCCGGGGUCUCCCUUGUCGUAUUUUACGCUUCAUAAUGCGCCACACAUUUUCAAUGGGAGACGGGUCUGGACUGCAGGCAGGCCAGUCUAGUACCCGCACUCUUUGACUACGAAGCCACGCUGUUGUAACACGUGCAGAAUGUGGUUUGGCAUUGUCUUGCUGAAAUAAGCAGGGGCGUCCAUGAAAAGGACGUCGCUUGGAUGGCAGCAUAUGUUUCUCCAAAACCUGUAUGUACCUUUCAGCAUUAAUGGUGCCUUCGCAGAUGUGUAAGUUACCCAUGCCAUUGGCACUAACACAGCCCCAUACCAUCACAGAUGCUGGCUUUUGAACUUUGCGUCCAUAACAGUCCGGAGGGUUCUUUUCCUCUUUGACCCGGAGGACAUGACAUCCACAAUUUUCAAAAACAAUUUGAAAUGUGGACUUGUUGGACCACAGAACACUUUUCCACUUUGCAUCAGUCCAUCUUAGAUGUGCUCGGGCCCAGAGAAGUCAACGGCGUUUGGACAUUAUAUAUCUUGUCUUUGUAGUGUAUUCAAUUAAACCCAACUUCAUUGGAAUUGGGGUUGUAGUUGGCUGACCUAAUCUUUUGACUUUGUAACGUUGAACCUCAUAAGACUUACCCAAGGCUCAAACGGGAAUCAGGAGGUACAGGCGUGAUUGACGCAUCAUGUUCUCGGUUGAUCUUUUAUGUGCCCAUCAUUCUGGAGCAAUUUAAAUAAGGUCCCGAGUUCAGUCUUAUGUUGGUCAUCUUUAACUUUUCGUGUGCUUCUUAGUCCCAAUACGAUCUCUUCGCAGUUAGUUACACUGUUGAUUUCUUUAAUAUCGCCAAAAAAAACAAACGUAUCUCACAGCGUAGGCCAACAAAAUGACCCUUGAAAUAAAGACUUUUUGCCUUCUGAAAUGUAUUAUCUAUUGCAGUACUUCUCCAGUUUGCUGCAAGUAUUAACUUCUUUUUCCAGUUUGCGCUAGUCUGGACCUUGUUGACUCUAGUUAAUUUGAGUCCAUUGUGUAUGUACACUGAGUGAUGGUCUCAGGACCUCACAGUAUUUCCUGCAAAGCCAUCAGUUGUCCAGUUAAUUCUUCUCUCUUGAACACUACGAUUAAGAUAAAGGUGCUUGUUUCAAUCGAGUGUCGCGCCGCUGACCAAUUUGGAUUGUUUUCUGUUUUGUUUUUAAAAGGUGCACAGAUUUGCGAGUAAACAGAUUUAGCCUUAUCCCUGAUUAUGUGCCAGGGAAACACAUUUCCUUUGUUUGGGUCUUUGUGUUGAGCCUUAGCCAUGUUCACCACUUUUUCAGUUCAACCAAAGUCACGGGCGUGACUUCGACUGGCAGCUUGUAUGAGCCAUCACAUCAGGUUGUGUAUUUAUUAUUCUGCAUCACUACAGUCCGCCACAUUGAACACUGGACUUGUUUUGUAAAAAAAUGUGCAAAAAAACAAAAAAAAAUUAUUUUUACAUUGCUUGAACUCCCCUGACAUUGGCUGGUGACCAGUUCAGGGUGUGCCCCGCCUCUUGCCCAAAGUCAUACUAUAUGUGUGUGUGUGUAUAUGUUUUCUAUGUGUGUGUGUGUGUGUGUGUGUAUACAUAUAUAUAUAUAUAUAUAUAUACACGCACACACGAAAUGGAUGCAUUGAAGUGAUUAUCAAUUGUGUCAAAUGAGAUCCCCAAAUACACUUGCUUUCGUUGUCUUCUUUACAUUCUGUAAAUAUGUAUGCUUUGUCUAUCAUUUAGGUCUUUUAAUUUGACAGAGAUUUAUAUUCAAAUAUGAAAUAAAAUCUUAAAUUAUGA